Messenger RNA from Dromiciops gliroides (monito del monte), 4684 nucleotides. RefSeq names its product solute carrier family 35 member F1 (gene SLC35F1). Lineage: Eukaryota; Metazoa; Chordata; Mammalia; Microbiotheria; Microbiotheriidae. The coding region runs from base 147 to 1376 and encodes 409 amino acids. The transcript has 8 exons. Gene Ontology annotation, molecular function: transmembrane transporter activity. The record is from RefSeq and is a predicted model, not a curated record. Gene Ontology annotation, cellular component: membrane. Gene Ontology annotation, biological process: transmembrane transport.
GUCAGCCCGGGGACUCCCUCUUUUUCCUCCUUCUCUCCUCGCCUGUCCAGACCUGGGGCAGCGCAGAAUGCGCCCAGCUGCUGCGUUCUGAUCACCCUCCCACAGCCGCCGCCGCCGCCGUCGCCGCCACCGCCACCGCCACCGCGAUGAUCUCCCCCGAACAGCAGCAACAACAGCAGCAGCUGCAGCAGCAACAGCAGCCCAACCAUGUCGUGGCCACCAUCGAGAACCUGCCGGCCGAGAGCAGCGGCAGCAGCGGCGGGAGUCUCUCUGCCUCGUCCGCCUCCAGCGUGCGCCAGAGGAUCAGGAAAAUGCUGAACAGGGAGAUGAUGAUCUCUGUGGCCCUUGGACAGGUGUUAUCCUUACUUAUCUGUGGCAUUGGUCUAACCAGCAAGUACCUGUCUGAUGAUUUCCAUGCCAACACUCCAGUCUUUCAGAGUUUCCUUAAUUACAUCCUUCUGUUCUUGGUCUACACCACAACACUAGCUGUCAGACAAGGAGAAGAAAAUUUGCUGGCGAUUUUGAGGCGAAGAUGGUGGAAAUAUAUGAUCCUAGGCAUCAUAGAUCUAGAAGCAAAUUACCUGGUAGUCAAAGCUUACCAAUAUACCACAUUGACCAGUGUGCAGCUCUUGGACUGCUUUGUCAUCCCAGUAGUGAUACUCCUGUCCUGGUUUUUCCUCCUAAUCCGAUACAAGGCUGUGCACUUUGUUGGCAUUGUGGUCUGCAUUCUGGGAAUGGGCUGCAUGGCAGGAGCUGAUGUUCUUGUGGGAAGACAGCAAGGAGCAGGAGAAAAUAAGCUGAUAGGAGACCUCUUGGUCCUAGGAGGAGCCACACUCUAUGGCAUCUCGAAUGUGUGGGAAGAAUACAUCAUCCGAACCCUGAGCCGGGUGGAAUUUCUAGGAAUGAUUGGACUCUUUGGUGCCUUCUUCAGUGGAAUUCAGCUGGCUAUAAUGGAGCACAAGGAGCUUUUGAAGGUACCUUGGGAUUGGCAAAUUGGGCUAUUGUAUGUUGGCUUCAGCGCCUGCAUGUUUGGCCUGUACAGCUUCAUGCCAGUAGUCAUAAAGAAAACCAGCGCGACAUCCGUCAACCUCAACCUGCUCACGGCAGAUCUAUACAGCCUAUUCUGUGGACUGUUUCUCUUCCACUACAAGUUUUCAGGACUUUAUCUCCUGUCCUUCUUCACUAUCCUCAUCGGGCUGGUGCUCUACUCUUCCACCUCCACAUACAUAGCCCAGGACCCUCGGGUAUACAAGCAGUUUCGAAACCCAUCAGGAACCGUUGUAGACUUACCAGCCUCUGGACAGGUGGAACCUUCAGUCACCUAUACCAGCCUAGGUCAAGAAAUGGAAGAAGAGCCCCAUGUGCGAGUUGCCUAGGAUUAGGCCCUCCUAAUCCACUGAGGAUGACUCAGUGGCCACGUGUAUGCCCAUCAUCUCUGUAUUGUACAUAGAGAAAGGUAUUUACCAGGUGCAGUUUACUCAUGUGGACUGCAAGGUAGCAAAGUCUGAAAGCCUCUUACAAAUAACAAGCUCAUUGUCCCUGGAGACCCACACUCCAAAACAUCCUACUUGGAGAGGUGUCUGCCUAGGGUGUAUACUGACCGCAAUUCCCUCUGCAUCAAUUACUGUGAAAAGUUUUGAAUCAAAAGCUAGUAUUAUUGUUGUUUUUUAUUAUUAUUACUGUUAUUAUUAUUGAACCAAUAUUCAAGAGGGGAUUUUGCACACCACCCCCACCCCUACCCAAAUGCAAAUUAAAUUACCACCAGUUCUGCAAGCAGUCACAUAAAUCCCACUUUUCUAUGGCAAGUCACUUUUUAAGAAUCAUAUUUAAUUUUUUUUGCAUAAACUUUGUGAGUGAUGCAUGCUGCAGGAGCUCCACCCCAAAAAAGUUUAGUUGGCCUUGGAAUUUGGUGGUUAAGGGUUAAUCCACCACCUGUUGGAUUGUUGGCUCAAUAUGUCAUCUGUGCUGUGACCCUUGUGGGGAGGGGCAACUGACCAUAUAAUUCUCUAUUCUAGGAAUAGAUCUAAAAUGAGCAUUUUAGCCUUUUUAUAUUUGCAAUCACUACAUACUCCUCCAGGCCAUUGCCUUCUGUUGUGCCAUGAGGUUUCUGCCAAACAUGUCCCUAUGAUAAUAGGGUUAGGAAUGUAUCAUUGCUAUGGGUUACGGGGAAACUCCAGAAACCAAGUCAUUUUCCCAAGAUAUUUGUUUUCACCCAAAUCUGUGCUCCCUUAUGCUUCUUCUUUCCUCCUUAUCCCCCCAAAUUCCCAUUGUUUUAUUUUCUCCUCCUUCUAGAUCUUUUUUUUUUUUUUUGGUGAGAUAAUAUGGAACAGAAUCAAGGCACUUGAAGGAGCCAGUGCUAUCUACUACUUGUGAGGCUUCCUUUUUUUUCCUAAGUGUAUUGAUAAAGAAACUGUGUUCAUAUUUGUAAGUUUAAUUGAUUGUACCACCCGCCUAAAGAGUUUAGGGACAAAGGUAGUAUAGGCACCAAGAGCAAUUCAGUUGACCUGACACGAUCACAAUGAUAGAGAUACCAUCAUUUUACAAUUAUGCAUUUGAAGAAUGUUUGGUAUCAUCUGGAAAGUAGAAGUAAUCUUUUAAGUAUUACAUUUUUAAUCUGUCUUCUUUUCUCUCUUUGGGUAAUAGGAGUCUGAUGGGUCUUUUAUAUACAUUUUUUUCAUUUCUCCCAAAAAUGACCCUUUUUUAAGGACUAGAAAUCAAGAAUCAAAAAAAGGGCCCACCUAAUUUCCCAGUGCUAGCUGUAACCUGUGAGUAUAUGAAGUAUCUUCUAUGUUUGGUUGAUGCAGAGAAGGCAUUGAUAAAGGUAAAGGGUAUAGAAAGAAAAGGUAAAUGUUUUUUGAGAAUUCGAAGAAGUCAUAUAAAUAUCUGUGCAAAUAUUAAGCACACCAACUGGACCAUAGGGUUUCUGCAAAGUAGAAAGGAGCAUUUGUACUAUUUUUGACACGCUAAAAUAGUGAGACGGUUCUAAAGAGGUUGAACCAGGCCAGUACUUGUACUAUGAUGGAAAGCUAUGCCUUAGUAUCAAUCUGAAAGUGUGUGGAUUGGUCUCAUAUUUUUCAACCAUGGAGGGAAUAGUCUGGCCAUGCCCUCACUCCAGGAGAAAGAUCCCUUGGGACAGGCAAGAAAACUACUUCUGUUCAAAAUCCAUUGUCUUCUCAGAUAACCCCUUAAAAGAUUGUGUUUAUUUUCUGCAAAAAUCACUGUGCAAAAAUUCUCCCUAUCCUGAGGAAUCCUGCUAUCUCCUGUACUCUCUGCUACCUUUUCAACCAAUUAAAUACCUUUCUCUGAGCAUUUUGUCUAUUUAGGUCUAAAGACCUUGCAAGACUGGUUUUAUUUUUGUGUUUACAUUCCUUCAUUUUGCAUACUUUUCUUGUUUUACCCUGUUUUUAGUAUUUAUUUUUUAAGCCAAAUGUUUGUAGUCUUCUUUUUUUAUUCAUUUUUAUGACACUAAUUUGUAGAUGUUUAGUAGUCUUAUUAGGAACAACUGGAUUGAAGGCAUUUCCAGGUCAGUUCACUGGCUUGGGAGUUUUUAAAAAUUUAAAUUUAAAAAAAGGUUUGCAAUCAACAGAUGGCUUAAAUCUGCCAUUUGAAACAUUUUUAUAGAAUAUUUUAAUUGACUCCAUUGUAUGGAAACCAAGUGUGAAUGUUUAGAAAUGCACUGUAUACCCUUCCUUCAUCAUCACUCAGCAAGCUCUCCCCACAGAGACCUUCCCAUCACUGGAGUCACUUACAGUGUUGCUUUCUCUCUUCCCCAGGUAAAAAGGUGUAUAAUGUGUUGAACUGACCUCCAGAUCAGAAAGGUUCAAUGGAUCUCCAAGAGAAAACAGUGGCAUACAAGCCUUCCUGAUAUACACAAAUAUUAAUUAGUCUAGUAAGGAAGGAUGGGAAGGGGGAAGGUAGGAAGGAUAAUGUUAUUCCAGGUGAUCUCUUUCCUACAAUUUCAGAACCUCUGUAGACACCAGCAGCAAUUCAACUUUUCAGUUCACAACUCUCUACUGGUUGAAUAAAACUUUAGCAGUGUGGGGCAGUGAUAAUAUAAAUAAACCAGAGUUUUUGUCAACACCACCAUCCUUUGGGAACUGGGCAGCCCUUAGUAAGAUAGGGGGUAAUUUUUAGCUACUGAAUGGAAACCUACCUAACCCCUCCCCACCUGAGGGAGGGCAUAGACCUCCCAGAAUGUUAGGAGACAGAGAUAUCUUGGCUCCAGCUUUCCACAGCAGCAAACUUGGAAACACACAACCUGGUAGACCAAGCAAUUGAAAAAAAAAUUGCAUCACUGUGUCAUAAUGGAAACGUUUCAGUGUUUAGUUUAGAUAUUGCUAACUUGUGCUAUUAACCUUCUGACAAGUGUGUAGUAUGUUUUUUGUUUCAUUUUGUUUUCAUUAAAGCCAUUUCAUAGUCCCAAGCUAGCUAAAAGGAAAAACUUUACCCCAUGGGUAGGAUUCUACUGGUAAACCCCAUAAUAAGCACACUAACCCUGACCAUUUCAAAUGGGAAUCUAAACCAAAAAGAAAAGAAGAAAAAAAAGAAUCUGCACCAAUACGCUGAAUCAACACUUUCUCCAUUUUUUGAUAUUUGCAUGCUCCUAUAUGGACUGGCUGUGGCAAUGUAAUGCCUGUAUAAUGUUUUCAAAUAAAAAUAAAUGCUUUAUGAAAGCAAAAGGUUA